AUGCGAGCGUUUAUUUAUUUCGCCGCGAUAAUCGCUCUCUCCUCCGUCCAAGGGGGACGGAUUCUUGGACUCUUCCCGCACACAGGCAAGAGCCACCAAAUGGUCUUCGAGCCGCUAUUAAAGAAACUAGCUGAAAGAGGACACCAAGUCACUGUAGUGUCGUUCUUCCCCUUAAAAAAAUCAAUCGCAAAUUACACUGACGUAAGUCUUGAGGGGAUCGCGGCUUUAGGUGUGGAAACUAUAAAUCUAGGAUGGUAUGAGAAUCUUAGUUUUUGGACAAAAAUACCAAAAAUUGGUAGAGUAAUCCACCAAUUGUCUGAGUUCCAACCCUUGGCGGGACUGGCGUUAGAUGUUUGCAGUAAGGCUGUAGAUUGGGUUCCUUUAAAGGAAGCUAUGCAGAAGGAUUACGAUUUAGUGCUGGUUGAGAGUUUCAACAGUGAUUGCAUGAUGGGUUUGUUGCAUAUAUACGAUAUAAAGGCUCCAGUAAUUGCAUUACUAUCAAGUUCUAUGAUGCCAUGGUCAUCGGACCGUAUCGGAGUAACAGAUAACCCCUCUUACGUGCCAAUAUUAAGUUCAACCUUUACCCCGACAAUGAAUCUAAUGGAGCGAAUUGAAAACACGUUCCUCAACGCCUAUCACAAGAUAUGGUUCCGUUACGCAAUACAAUUAAAAGAACAAGCACUCAUAGAAAAACAUUUUAGAACUAAAAUACCAGAUCUGGAUAUAUUAUCACGAAAAAUAACAUUAAUGUUCGUUAAUACUUUCCAUGCUUUGAAUGGUGUAAAACCACUUGUACCAGGAAUUAUCGAAGUUGGGGGAAUGCACUUAGAUCCUACGAGAAAGAACAUACCCGAGGUGAGUUAA
Messenger RNA from Danaus chrysippus (African queen), 864 nucleotides. The record is from the annotation of a GenBank genome assembly. NCBI's taxonomy places the organism in Eukaryota, Metazoa, Arthropoda, Insecta, Lepidoptera, Nymphalidae.